CGGCUAGCCACUUCGUAUAAACAUAUUAUUAUUAUGCUGAACAUAUACAGCCGCGACCCUUAUUGAAGUAAUAUGAAGUCCCCCGGGGUUUCUGAUUCAUGAGCAUGCGCUGACGAUCGAGUUCGAGGUAGUUAAUAUCUAUCGUGAGCUGAAUAUGAAAAAGCUAGACCAGCACCACUAUUACACUAUCCCAAGGAGCUUAGAACUACUGUAAACUCCUUGCACUAUCCAAGGCUACUAUACUCUCUGGUACUAUUUAUAACAGCUUGGCUCAUCCCGGCAAGGGAAAUCACUCGCGUUUGGUUGCCAAUGUAAAUUGUAAACAACCUGCUGUUUUGCUUCUUAUGUCACCCUCAAACUCAAAAGGUCACCCAUUUCGUUCUUCCAUCAAUUUUCUAUCAAAUAACUCCGAGGAUAAAAUGAACAAUGCAGGGGAAAGAAGGCGACGGAGGCUUAAAGAUCCGUCAACUCUCAGAGUGUUUUUCUCCUCACCGUUUGGUGGCAUGGAGGGCGAGAGAGUUGAAUUGACGCGGAAAUACUUUCCCCAUUUUCACCAUGCUUGUAAUGCUCGGGGUAUCCAGUUUGUUCCUGUCGACAUGAGAUGGGGUAUAACCUCCGAGGCCGCUGACAAUGCUCAGGUUAUCAAUAUCUGUUUACGAGAAAUUGACAGGUCUGACGUGUUUAUUGGUUUCUUUGGGCAGCGAUAUGGCUGGCAUGGUGAUUCAGAUGACCUCUUGCAACGGAACUUUGACAAUGCUGUAGGCAGAUACCCUUGGCUGGAUAAAGUCAGGGACAAAGGGGUCACUGAACUGGAGUUCUUGAGAGGUCACCUGAACCAGCCAGGGGAGAUUCCAGCAGUCAUAUGCUUCAGGGAUAAAGCUUAUGAUGACGCAGUUCGUGAAGAUGCCGUGAAAAAGGGAGACAAGAAGAUGAUCUUUAAGUACACCAGUGAAAGUGACCAUGCCACGGAACUCAUGGAUGAUCUCAUCAGACGAGUCAAAGAAACUGAUUCACAGCUCCUUGGUUUGGAGUUGAACUACUCACAUCCAAAUGAGGGAGCAAAAUUCAUGUAUGAAACAGUUUGGGACUGUUGCAUGGAACUUUUGUCCGAGGCAGAAAAAGAAACCAUGUCUCCCCUAGAAAAGGGGAGACAAGCACACCUGGUGUAUGUGAGUUCACUCACCUCGCUCUACUGUGGGGGAGAAAAACAACUGGAAAAUCUGAGUGAAAUGUGUGCAACAGGCAAGCCUGGAGUGUUAGUUACAGGCACAUCUGGCAGUGGAAAAUCUGCACUCUUGGCCAACUUCAUGAGAUGGCUAGAACAAAAGGACAGAUCGGUUUGUGUCAUCUACUACUUCGUUGGCUGUGCUCCUGGAACCACAGAUCCUUCCAGUAUUCUGAAAUACCUGGUGGCUGAACUGCAACAUUUAAACGGUGAUCAUGAAGAACAACAAGACAAAGGCAUGUCGAAAAGUCUCAGAGAAGACGAAAAUGAGAAUAUUGAUGAGUACAAUUUGUACACAAAUUUUAAGAAUGAAAUGGAACGUCUGUCCUCUGGUGGCAAGAAACUUGUGAUUGUCAUUGAUGGGUUGCAAAACACAAGCAAAUUGACCAAAACAGCAAAGCACCUGUACUGGUUGCCAGACAAGUUUCCAGCUGGUGUCUCUGUUGUGAUGUCUACAAUAACAGCGGACACAGCCACAUUUGACCUUUUGGUCAAGGAGCGGGGCUUCACAAACCUGGCCAUCCAACCAUUGACACCAGACACUCAGCGUGAAAUGUGUCAGAAAACUCUGAUUAAAAAUGGUAAAGAAUUGUCUCCCUCUCAGCUGGAACGAGUUGUAGCGGCAGAGCAGACACAGAACCCUCUCUUCUUGAAGAUUGUCUUGUCUGAAAUAUCUAUCUAUGGCAAUUUCAGACUGCUGGACCAGAAGAUUGACUCCCUCAUAUAUUCAGAUGGAGUGAAAGAUCUUCUUGACAAGGUCUUACAGAGGUUAGAAGAAGACUACAAUGUGAAGGAACAUCCUGAUUCUUUGGUGCAUCAAGUUUUGGCAGCAGUGGCUGUGUCACACGAAGGCCUCACCGAGUCAGAAUUGAUGGAUAUGUUUGGUGUGCAGUCACAAGUCUGGUCUCCAUUCUACUUUGCUGUAGAGAAUUUCCUUUUGAGUCACUCUGGGUUGCUGAGGUUUGCUUUCUCAGAGCUUCAGCAAGCUGUAGAGGCUCGUUACCUCGACACACCCCAGAAAAAGUUCCAAACAGUGUCAACUUUAAUCAAUUAUUUUGAAAGAGUUAGAAAGAACUCGGCAAUAGGAGAUGGUCUGAAAAAUCCCCAUACCGCCCGAGUGGCUGCAGAGUUGCCCUGGCUGUACCAGCUCAUUGACAACAAGGAGGGUCUGACUCGGUGCUUGUGUGAUCUACGGGUUUUUCACGCCUUGGAAGGUCGUAGUGUUUACCAGUUGAUUGAUCUGUGGCGAGAAACAAACCUGGAUCAACUUUCCAUUUGUGAGAAACUUCUACACGCUUUUGAUCGUGCUGUAAGUGAUUUAUACACAGUGCAGGAGAUGCACUUUGACUGUGAGCCGCCCGGAUAUGUGCUGAUGCCAGCAUUGAACUCCAUGAAAGAGAUGUUUUCUGUGGCGUGUUUCUACAAGCCUCACAUCCAGGUUCUGCAACGACUGCUGAAAAUAUUAGAAGGCAUUGAAGGGAGAAUUGAUGAGGACGUACGACAGGUGUACCUCCGAGAUAAUCGUUAUUUUUUAUCCUGUGCUCUGGUCAAUGAUUGCAACUACAAAGCAGCAGAACCUGUGUUCAAUGAGGUGAUGGCCGAGUGCCGAAGUUGUCUUGAGUCAAACGAAGACCCGCGGGUGCAGCAGACGUUGGCCUUUUCUUGUCAUGGUCUUGGUGUUCUGCAUCUCAAACAACGAAAUUAUGAAGAGGCAGAACCUCUCUUCCAUGAGUCCAAGAGAAUCCACGAGACCCUAGGAAAUUCUAUCUGUGUGGCUCAGACCUUGACGAACCUGGGCAACAUAAAGCUAGAGACCGGGCAUCCAGAGGAGGCUCUGCAGCUCUUUACUGUUGCUAUGGAGACUUAUGAAAAACAUUUUUUUGGACACUUGCCUCUUAAUGUGGGGACCCUUCUUACCAACAUGGGCCUAUGCUAUCGGCGGAUGGACAAACCAGAUCAGGCAAAGGAAAUGUACUUCAGGUCUCUGGAGGUAAAAUCUCAGGCAGUUGGCCCUGAACAUGAAGUUAUCGCUAUGUGUUACAUGAACUUGGGUUCACUGGAAAUAAUCUGUCACCGUAACUUUACAGAAGCUGAAGUGUACACUCGGAAAGCACUUAAAAUACUUGAGCUGAACAAAGUGAAACUGGAGCAGACAGAGAUGUGGCAGACACAGGAGAACUUGGUUGGAAUCCUUGCCCAUCAGGAGAAACACGCGGAAGCUUUACCAAUCUUCUUGAGAGUUUUUUCUAUGCUGAAAAGAGAAAACAUCGUGGCACAAGCCCACAGCUAUACCCACCGACUGAUGUUGACUUACAUGCUCAGUUUGGAAAUGUACAAGGAAGUGGCUGAUGUUUGUGCCUGCCAUGCCUUGGUGCCAAAGUUCCGCACUCAGGACAUCUUUACCGCUCUGGAUUCUUGUGACCAGAAACUGACGGAAGAGGAAAGACCGGCAAGGCCAAGAGAGCUGACAGUGGCAUAUGCGCUAGAAGAGUUAUGGCCAGGAGAUAAUUCACUGACCGGCUAUAUGGUACAAAACUAUGUCUUGCCCUCUGGUGAUGUGGAACUUCUUUUGCGUAUGCUAGAAACUAUGGAUGAGAAAAAUCCUGACUUCGUAUGGACAACUUAUGAUGCUGGUGCCAUAUGGUGUGAGGGCGCUGGCAACAAGGAUGCUCUUGUCAAAGUGUUGAAGAAAGGCUUGGAGAAAUAUCCUGAUGCUAUAAAACUGAAGACUAAACUUUUUGACCACUAUCGCUUAAGCAAGCAGUAUGACCUGGCAUACCCACUCAUCAAGGAAAUCCUGCCUUCUGAACUGGAUAACCAGGGCUUUGUUUUGGUUAGUGGCGAAGUGGCACUACAUAAUGGUGACUUUGACCUGUGCCAGGAAUUAUGGGAAAAAGCUAGCACACUGGAAGGCGCUGGUUUGGCUGAGAGGGCAAGGCAGGCUUUGGAAUCUCUCAAGGGUGACCUCGCCUCAGAGGAAUUAGGCAAUGAGAGGCAGGAGAAUAGUGAAGAGAACCCCUCUGGGCAUGAGGACGAUGGUCAAAUGUCACAGGCAGUGGAGUCUGGAUCAGGCAAAACAGAUGAAGAUGGUGCAACAAAAAUGAAACUAGAACUACUCAGAGCUUUGUCCCAACGAACUAAGGAAGUGACACAGGAAGAUGGAGAUGAUGAUGAUGAGGAGACUAAGUCUCAGCCUGAAUCUGAGCUGUCUGACAGGGCUCCAGGUGAUGACCUGCCACCCAUGAUGGUCCCUGUUGAGGAUGACCCCAACUUAAGACAUCUACUUCAAGGAAGGCAUUUUAUAGCUCACCAGGCAGUGCAUCACACUCACAUGCAGCAUCAGAGAACUCGACACAAGUAGUAGCCUAACGAAACAACUGAGCAAAGUUAAAUAAGUGUGAUCUCAUGAUUUCAUUAUUUUAAAAAUAAUCAUGACCAACCAUUCUUCUUAGUUCUAUAUUAUGCCUUUGCACCAUUGUAUAAUUUAUACAUUAAACCUUUUUAUCUAUUACUUUUCUAUGCUCAACCACUUCCCCUUUUACUGGAUGUGUCCUUAAUAGAUAAUAAUAAUAUAUGGCAUUUAUAUAAUGCUUAACCCCGAUGAAAGUACACAGGCUCUGAUCAAGGACUGCACUUUUUUAUUGUUACAUGUAACCCUAUUUAAAGGAGAACUAUAUCUGGAAGGAGGUAUGUACUCAGCAAAAUAAAAUUGAAGUUUACUCUUUGACUUUUCAUUGUCCACGUGAAAACAGAAAUUCAUUCUCAUUCACAAAAAUGAUCUUUGCCCAAAGCAGGCGUACUUUUGCAAAGGUUAUUAGAAUAAGUGUGAAGAAAGCAGAAUGUGUCUGACACGCAACACUACAAAAAAACACAUCAUUUCCACACUAGAACAGUAGUGAAAUUGUCAGUAUUGUCACGCUCUUCGCCUUGUACACAAAGUAUGUGAGUUUGAUUCCCACAUGGGAAGAUGUUUUAUUGAGUAUCUCUAUCUUUGUUGUGAAGUAUCACAUAGCACAAGUCGAGUCUGACAGGCUGAAGUAGUCCACCUCCAAAACAAUGUUUAUAGUGUCAAUCAAAGUUGAAAAUAUUUUUUACCACAAACUCAUUUCAUUCCAUGUUCUGAUCUUAAAAGAUUUCUGAGACAUUUUCUGUAACAUUUGCUAUCAUCCUUUGUCUUGAUGUCAUUGUCUGUUAAUAAAAUGUGAUAUGUUUAUAUUAUUAUACAAAUGCUUUGACACACCCCUUUUGGUGAUGCAUAUUUAUGUAAAGCAAGCAUGACUUUUGCUUAUUGCUGGCCAUUUCUUUUGAAAAAAGAUAUGCGGGUAUACUUGAAGACCUCUUGAAAA
This is a messenger RNA of Aplysia californica (California sea hare), 5571 nucleotides long. RefSeq names its product TPR repeat-containing protein DDB_G0287407. Lineage: Eukaryota; Metazoa; Mollusca; Gastropoda; Aplysiida; Aplysiidae. The transcript is spliced from 29 exons. The coding region runs from base 345 to 4586 and encodes 1413 amino acids. The record is from RefSeq and is a predicted model, not a curated record. Gene Ontology annotation, cellular component: Cul4-RING E3 ubiquitin ligase complex. Gene Ontology annotation, molecular function: protein binding.